CUGUUUUAUUCUGCCCAGGUCAAUGUGAACGUAUUACCCUGGAAUUAUGCAUGAACCUGCCUUACAAUUAUACUCAUUACCCUAACUACUUUGGCCAUCAGACGCAGAAGGAAGCCUCCAUUAGCUGGGAGUCCUCUCUUUUCCCAGCCUUGGUUCAGACUAACUGCUAUAAAUACUUGAUGUUUUUUGCCUGUACCAUCUUGGUGCCAAAAUGUGAUCUUCAAACAAAUCAACGUAUCCCGCCAUGCAGGACUCUUUGUGAGCAAUCCAAGGAACGUUGUGAGUCUGUUCUUGGAAUUGUGGGUUUACAGUGGCCAGAAGAUACUGAUUGUGCUCAGUUCCCAGAAGAAAAUUCAGACAACCAAACCUGUCUGGUGCCUGAUGACAAUGUAGAAGAGUGCUCUCCCAGCCACUUCAAAUGUCGUUCGGGAAGAUGUAUCUUGGCCUCCAGAAGAUGCGAUGGGCUGGCAGAUUGUGAAGAUGAUAGUGAUGAAGAGAACUGUGGUUGCAAAGAAAGAGGGCUUUGGGAAUGCCCAUCAGACAAACUGUGUAUUCAACAUGCCAUGAUAUGUGAUGGUUUUCCAGACUGCCUUGACAAUGUGGAUGAAACAAACUGCUCGUUUUGCAAGGAGGAUGAAAUUGCAUGUGCAAACCAUGACUGUGUACCCCGUAAAUGGUGGUGUGAUGGGCGAGCAGAUUGUGCUGACAAAUCAGAUGAAUGGAGCUGUGUGUCCCUGUCUAAAAACAGCAGCUCCUUGAUGUUCCUGACCGUAUAUAGGUCAGCUACCAAUUAUUACAUAUGCGCUGAUGAAUGGGAAGAAAAUUUAAGCCACUUGGCAUGCAAACAGAUGGGUUUCGGGGGACCAGUUGUGACAGAUCUUGUUCCAGCGUAUGAGCUUCCACAACACAAAAAAUGGUUGAAUCUACCUCCUGACUGGGAGAGCAAAAAUAUGUCCACGUUACAUGCUCUUUUCGUAACAGGGUUACCAUGUGAAAGCAAGAAUGCGGUUUCUCUUCUCUGUGCCAGAGAAGACUGUGGCCGUCGCCCUGCAGCUCGCAUGAGCAAGAGGAUCCUCGGUGGCAGGACCAGUCGCUCAGGACGUUGGCCGUGGCAGUGCUCACUCCAGAGUGAGCCCAGCGGGCAUAUCUGUGGCUGUGUUCUGAUAGCAAAGAAAUGGGUCUUAACAGUGGCCCACUGCUUUGAAGGGAGAGAAAAUCCCAAGGUGUGGAAAGUAGUUUUUGGCAUCAACAAUCUGGAUCAUCCUUCGGUCUUCAUGCAAAGCCGCCUGGUGAAAGCGAUUAUUCUGCAUCCUCGUUACAACCGUGCAGUGGUGGACUACGAUAUCAGCAUUGUGGAACUCAGCGAAGACAUCAACGAGACGAGCUACGUCCGGCCAGUUUGCCUUCCCACCGGGCAGCAGCCACUCAAGCCAAACACUUAUUGCUACAUCACCGGCUGGGGACAUAUGGGCAACAAAAUGCCCUUCAAACUGCAGGAAGGAGAAGUGCGGAUUAUUUCUUUGGACCAAUGUCAGUCCUACUUUGACAUGAAGACCAUCACGGUCAGGAUGUUGUGUGCAGGCUACGAGUCUGGUACUGUGGAUUCUUGCAUGGCAGUUGCUACUUCCAGAUGUGUCAACCUGCACACCAUAAUUGAGCGCAUGCUCUUGGUUCAGACCUUCCCUGGAAUGACAAGUGCAACGGCAAGACUCCUCAAUCCUCAGGGUUAUUCUUUUGCUGAGACAGCAGAAGUCUGAAGAUGCAGACUUGGUAUGUGUUUCCUGAUGGAUGAAUUCUGAUUGCACCCCCCAUAAAGCUGCUGAGAUUUCUGUUCGCUGCCAACUCUUCUA
Python bivittatus (Burmese python) is the source of this 1850-nucleotide messenger RNA. The record is from RefSeq and is a predicted model, not a curated record. Lineage: Eukaryota; Metazoa; Chordata; Lepidosauria; Squamata; Pythonidae.